AUGACAUCGAACUUUUCUGUGAACCGUUAUUCCGGUAUGAAUGUCAAUAGUUAUAGUAACUUCCGGCAAACAACACAACCCCAUUUUGGUAACAACAGCAAAAACAGGCCUUCUGCUAAUGAAAAAGGAAAUCUCUGGAAAAGUGAAAAUACAUUUGAUGUAUCUCGUCUUAAUAUUCGGGAACGACUCACCCACUUGUUGGCAUUAAAACCAUUCAGCAAGGAAGAUCUGUAUGCGCGACUGAAAAAGGAAGGAAUUCGAGAUAAUGAGCUCAAGUCCGUUGCUAGCAUACUCUUGGCUAUUGCUCUGCUCCGUUGCCGUAUGUACAGCCUUCGUGAUCACAUGUGGUACUAUGUGAAUGUAAAUUGGCCCUUUUAUACAGAGCAUGAGCGAGAUCAAGUCAAGCAGAAUAUGCCACAAGAUAAGACUCCGCCACACCAUUCGAAUGAUCAAGUCAAGUCACAAGAUAUAACACCACCACACUAUCCGAAUGAUCGAGGUUCAGUUGUGACCCAGAGCCCAACUGAUAACCUUAUUGCUAGUCCCCCACAAGAGACGGACAAUUUGGAGUAUGAAUAUGCACCUCGACCAAAGAAGCAACGAAUAAGUCAUAUGGUCACGAAAACUGCUACAAUUACCCAUCCUACGAGGACGAAUUCCCUGCAUCAAGUGAAAGACAUUACGAGGAACAACAACGUCGUGCAUAAAUCCAAUAAUGCUGAAAACCAGAAUCCAACUUAUACUUAUAUUGAUACUCCUCCACAACAGACGGACUGUUCGGAGUAUGAAUAUGCACCACGACCAAAGAAGCAACGCAUUAGUCAUAUGAUUACAAAAACUGCUACAAUUACCCAUCCUAAGAGGACGAAUUCCCUGCAUCAAGUGAAAGACAUUACGAGGAACAACAACGUCGUGCAUAAAUCCAAUAAUGCUGAAAACCAGAAUCCAACUUAUACUUAUAUUGAUACUCCUCCACAACAGACGGACUGUUCGGAGUAUGAAUAUGCACCACGACCAAAGAAGCAACGCAUUAGUCAUUUGGCUACAAAAACUGCUACAGUUACCCAUCCUAUGAUGAGGGAUUCCAUGCAUCAAGUAAAGGACAUUACGAGGUACACCAACAUCGUGCAUAAAUCCAAUAAUGAUGCAGAGUCACAACGACAACAAGUAUCAACACCGUCAAUAUCAGCAGCAGCAACAGCACCAGCGAAACCAGCAUCACCACCGGAAAUGGAAACAUUUAAGCAACGGAAUUACUAA
Messenger RNA from Zeugodacus cucurbitae (melon fly), 1260 nucleotides. Its product is annotated as RNA polymerase II elongation factor ELL2-like. The coding region runs from base 1 to 1260 and encodes 419 amino acids. Gene Ontology annotation, biological process: transcription elongation by RNA polymerase II; positive regulation of transcription elongation by RNA polymerase II; snRNA transcription by RNA polymerase II. The record is from RefSeq and is a predicted model, not a curated record. Gene Ontology annotation, cellular component: transcription elongation factor complex. The transcript is spliced from 2 exons. Gene Ontology annotation, molecular function: cis-regulatory region sequence-specific DNA binding. Lineage: Eukaryota; Metazoa; Arthropoda; Insecta; Diptera; Tephritidae.